AUGCAACUCAUUUCUAUCGUCAGUUUCAUGGCACUUGUGCCCGCAGUGCUAUCAUCUCCAGUGACCAACUUCAAGAAAAUUGCCGUCCGGGCUGAUAAUCGAGGCAACGAAACUAUCUCUGGCCUGGGAGCCCGCAAGCAGGAGGUGGUUGGUGCUGGUGGCAACACCCGUGACCUGGCGAUUGCGAUGCUGGAGACGAAGACAAUGACGACCGAUUACACAUAUGGUGACGGAAAGUCUGGCGACUCCACAAACUUCGGUGUCUUCAAGCAGAAUUGGUAUAUCCUGCGAAACUCUGCAUCCGAAUUCCUAGGACAGACCGUCGCAGAGGUUGAUAACGGGGCGAUUCUUAACGCCAGCUCCGAUCUAGACAAAGAUAUCCAAGCCCGCCAUGAGGGUGAGGAACACUACGGAUAUGAAACCUGGUUUAGCGGACACCGCAACGGAGAAAGCGGUAUCAACAACCCCGGCACUGCUGAUAUCAAUACAUACAUCGAUGCUGUCGCAUGGAUCCAACAGCAGAUUGAGAGCGAUGAGAAGUAUCAAUCUGAUGAUACUCGGUUCUGGGUUGAUGUUCAGGCAAUUUAG
Molecule: messenger RNA, 588 nt
Organism: Penicillium expansum
Lineage: Eukaryota; Fungi; Ascomycota; Eurotiomycetes; Eurotiales; Aspergillaceae
Exons: 4
Coding region: 1-588 (195 amino acids)
Source: RefSeq, a predicted model, not a curated record